Molecule: messenger RNA, 2157 nt
Organism: Nestor notabilis (Kea)
Lineage: Eukaryota; Metazoa; Chordata; Aves; Psittaciformes; Psittacidae
Gene: ELAC2
Product: elaC ribonuclease Z 2
Exons: 21
Coding region: 1-2157 (718 amino acids)
Biological process (GO): mitochondrial tRNA 3'-end processing
Cellular component (GO): mitochondrion
Molecular function (GO): 3'-tRNA processing endoribonuclease activity
Source: RefSeq, a predicted model, not a curated record
AUGAUUCUCACAUUAAAGGCUAUGGGGCUUCAAAGAUGUGUUUUCCUAGGGCCACCAAAGCUGCAAAACUACUUGAAAGCGAUUCGUCUCUUCCCUGGGCCCUUAAAAAGGAUGGAUUUAGCUGUGCAGUUGCACACAGAGCCUGAGUAUAAGGAUGAGACGAUGACAGUCCACCAGAUACCUCUUGCAGGAAAACCACAAGCUGCUGAAAGAACGUUGCCUCAGAGUCCUGGAGCAUCAACCCAAGGUGGAAAUAGCCCUAAAGGGGAUGCAGGGCCUGGAUCCCCAGGAGCUGCACAGCAAAACUUGGAGAAGGGCAAGGAAAAAGAAAGCCCGAAGAAAACAGGUGCUGAACAGAAGUGUGCAAGCAGGCACCCCGACCUGGUCAUGGCCUUCCUUUGUAAAAUUCACCCCAAGAAGGGAAAAUUCCUGGCAGAUAAAGCGCAGGAGAUGGGUCUGCCAGUGGGAACUCCAGCCAUUCUUCCCAUAAUCACAGCUCUCAAGAAUGGGGAGAGCAUCACAUUUGAAGGCAGAGAGCUCUUUCCUGAAGAACUGUGCACCCCUGUUGACCCUGGCCCAGUGUUCAUCGUGCUGGAGUGUCCCCAUGAGGGCUUUGUGGAUGCUGUCUGUGACAAUGAGACCUUCCGAAGGUACCAGGAGGGACACCCUGAGCAUCAGGUGGCCUUGGUUAUUCACAUGACCCCCGAGGCUGUGCUUCGAGACAGUCGCUACCAGCAGUGGCUGCAGAGAUUUGGAGCUGGAACUCAGCACUUGGUGCUCAACGAGAACUCCUCUGCCGUGCACAACCCGCGCAGCUACAAGAUCCAAACUCAGCUCAACCUCAUCCACCCUGAGAUCUUCCCUCUGCUCAGCACCUACCAGAGCAAGGAAGAAGAGGCCGUGUGUAGCGUGCCCCUUGUGCGAGGAGAGUGCCUCUUGAAAUACCACUUCAGACCACAACAGGAGUGGCAGAGAGAUGCUGUGACUGUCUGCGAUCACAACGCGUUUGUUAGUGAAGCUUUGGAGCUCCCUGACUUCCAGACUCAAGUGAAGGAGUGCAAAGAGAGCCUGGCUGCUGUUCCUGGAAAUGUGGGUGCUUAUCCUGAAAUUGUGUUCUUGGGAACAGGAUCUGCAAUUCCAAUGAAGAUCCGAAAUGUCAGUUCCACGCUGGUAAAUACCAGCUCUACCCACUCUCUUCUCUUGGACUGUGGAGAAGGAACCUUUGGACAGCUCUGUCGCCACUAUGGAGAGCAAGUUGACCAAGUGCUGUGUAACAUAGCAGCUGUGUUUGUGUCUCACAUGCACACUGACCACCAUUCGGGGCUGUUGCACAUCCUGAUGGAGAGGAGGAAGGCUUUUGCAGCCCUUGGUCAGGCUUUCAGCCCCCUGUUUUUGGUAGCACCUGAACAGAUCAUGCCAUGGCUACACGAGUACCACAACCACUGUGAAGAGAUUCUUGGAGACAUCAAGAUGAUCCCAUCCCAGUCUCUUGUGAAAGGCUGUGAGAACAUCAAACCUCAUCAGAAAUGGUUUGUCAGCUCUCUUUUAGGGAACUACGACUUGGCUGAGUUUCAGACUUGUGAAGUCCAGCACUGUAAAAAUGCUUUUGCAUGUGCAAUGAUCCACAAAUCUGGCUGGAAAGUAGUUUAUUCUGGGGACACAAUGCCCUGCAUGGCCUUAGUAAAAAUGGGUAAGAACGCUACCCUGCUGAUCCAUGAAGCAACACUGGAAGAUGGCAUGGAGAAAGAAGCUAUAGAGAAGACACACAGCACAACCUCGCAGGCGAUUCAGACUGGGAUGAAGAUGGAUGCAGAGUUCAUCAUGCUCAACCACUUCAGCCAGAGGUAUGCCAAGAUCCCGCUCUUCAGUGAAGACUUCAGUGAGAAGGUUGGAAUUGCAUUCGAUCACAUGAGGGUACGCCUCGGUGACUUCAAGACCAUCCCGAAGCUGAUCCCACCUCUGAAGGCUUUGUUUGCAGAUGACAUAGUAGAAAUGGAGGAGAGAAAGGAGAAACGGGAGCUGCGGCUCCUGAAGGAGACUGCUCUAAUCCUGGAGAAGCUGAGUGCUGGGCAGAACAAGGAAGCACUGUGCCAGAAACGGAAACAAGUCAAGAACCAUCAGGAACUUCCAAACAAGAAGCUGAAAGGUGUAAACUGA